CUGGAUCUUCACAAUCUCUUGAAGACUUCGAAGAGCAGCUGCAGAGACCACCCAGAGAACAGGAUGCCGCGCAGCAGAGCUCUGAUUCUGGGGGUCCUCGCGCUGACCACCAUGCUCGGCCCCUGUGGAGGUGAAGACGAUAUUGAGGCCGACCACAUAGGCAACUAUGGUAUAAAUGUAUAUCAGUCUUACGGAUCCAAUGGCCAGUACUCACAUGAAUUUGAUGGUGACGAGGAGUUCUAUGUGGACUUGGAUAAGAAGGAGACUGUCUGGAGGCUUCCCGAGUUUGUACAAUUGAGAAGAUUUGACCCCCAAAGUGGACUGCAAGAGAUAGCUAGAGCAAAAUACAAUUUGAACAUCCUGAUCAAAGACUCCAAUUCCACCCCAGCUACCAAUGAGGCUCCUGUGGCAACCGUGUUCCCCAAGUCCCCUGUGCUGCUGGGUCAGCCCAACACCCUCAUCUGCUUUGUGGACAACAUCUUCCCUCCUGUGAUCAACAUCACAUGGUUGAGAAACAGCAAGCCAGUCACAGAAGGCAUUUAUGAGACCAGCUUCCUCUCCAACCGUGACCACUCCUUCCAAAAGAUGUCUUACCUCACCUUCAUCCCUUCUGAUGAUGAUAUUUAUGACUGCAAGGUGGAACACUGGGGCCUGCAUGAGCCGGUUCUGAAACACUGGGAACCUGAGAUUCCAGCCCCCAUGUCAGAGCUCACAGAGACUGUGGUCUGUGCCCUGGGGUUGUCUGUGGGCCUCGUGGGCAUCGUGGUGGGCACCAUUUUCAUCAUUCAAGGCCUGCGAUCAGGUGGCACCUCCAGACACCCAGGGCCCUUAUGAGUCACACCCUGGAAAGGAAGGCAUAUCAGGGAAGAAGUGGUAUGCUGAGCGACCUGGUGCAGUGUGUCUUCCAGCCCAAUGGAUCAUCAUCUUUGUCUAGCUUGGGUAUCCUCCAUCUGUCUUUUCUCUUGCCCUGAGGCUGUCCCCUCUCACAGCUCACACCACCUUGGAAUUCUCCAUAUCUUAGUUUUGCUUUUGGCAUCUUUCAAAUCGUAUCUAUUGUAGAAUUUCUCAGAGACCCUGACUCAGUAGCUCCACAAAACCAAUAAAUCUCUUAUAUGUUGUCUA
This is a messenger RNA of Mastomys coucha (southern multimammate mouse), 1122 nucleotides long. Its product is annotated as H-2 class II histocompatibility antigen, I-E alpha chain. Gene Ontology annotation, biological process: immune response; immunoglobulin production involved in immunoglobulin-mediated immune response; peptide antigen assembly with MHC class II protein complex. The record is from RefSeq and is a predicted model, not a curated record. The transcript has 5 exons. Gene Ontology annotation, cellular component: MHC class II protein complex; membrane. Lineage: Eukaryota; Metazoa; Chordata; Mammalia; Rodentia; Muridae. The coding region runs from base 64 to 834 and encodes 256 amino acids. Gene Ontology annotation, molecular function: MHC class II protein complex binding.